This is a messenger RNA of Centropristis striata (black sea bass), 5793 nucleotides long. RefSeq names its product PH domain leucine-rich repeat-containing protein phosphatase 1-like. Gene Ontology annotation, molecular function: protein binding. Lineage: Eukaryota; Metazoa; Chordata; Actinopteri; Perciformes; Serranidae. The transcript is spliced from 17 exons. The coding region runs from base 323 to 5509 and encodes 1728 amino acids. The record is from RefSeq and is a predicted model, not a curated record.
UCACUCUCAUCUGUCUGUACAGUUGCAGUCGCGCCUUCACGCGCUAGCCUCCAUGGCGACUUACUAGAAGAAACACCCUCUUCUUUUCAUCUCGACCAGCCGGUUAGCUCCCGAAAGUGAGCUGACGGGCGUGUUGAGAAAUGGGAUGAUGUAGCGGGGAAACUCUUCGGACGAGCCACGCAGUACCUUAGCAUGCUAAGCUAACGCGGAGCCAGGAGAAACUAGCCGGAGCCAGCGCGAGCUAACGGCUGAGAGCUAACGGCUAGCCUUCACCUGCGGGCGGUUUCUUGCUAACUGAACAGCCGCUGCUAGCUUCAACAGGAUGGAAAGUGUGAAGGAAAACCAGUCCGGGGCGCUUUCAACUUCGUCAACACCGCAGGGGGGGCUGGACUCGAGCGGUGACAGUCAUUCCGUGAAGCCGUGUGGAUUAACGCCGCUGUGUGCGGGGAAGAGGGGCUCAGUCGGGGAGGAUGACGGCGGGGAGGCGAAACUCUUCGGGAAGGGACUGGCAGCCACCUCCCUGCUCCAGAUCGCGAUCAGGAACGGGAUCUACCAGAACCAGGUGGCCAACGCUAUCGGCGGUGCGGCCAAGAACAUGAACAUUCCCGCCGUGAAAACAGCCAACAUUUACAGCCUGACCUCGGUCAGCAGCACCACUUCUGUCAACUCUUUGCUGGGCAGGAGGCGGCAGCGGCACAAGAGGAACCUGUCGCUGGGGGCUCCACCGAGCAGCUGCAGCAGCUCCCCCGGCGGGUCCUCUGCAGAGACGGCCAGCCCGGCUCCCACGGUCUCGCCUCUGAGCACCCUCAGCCUGGAUCGGAAGACUUUUCUUCGACAGAAGCAGUCCAAACAGCUCCAGGCCUCGGAUAAGACCUGGGUGAGAUCGGACCUACGGCGGGGCUGCAUUCACGUCCACGACUGGCUCACGCCCUCCUACCCGCGGCCAGUGCUGUUGACUGUGGACACCACUGCUGCAGAGGUAGCCUGUAAGCUGGAAGGGAGCAAAAUUGGGGCUGUGUUGAGAAUUAACUGCAAAACUGCUGCUUUAGUCGACUUAAAUGAUAAUUGCAAAGAUAGUAACGGACACAGUGAUGAAGUGGAUGUCAAAAACCCCAAAGCAGAUGAGAGUGAACUCACAAAACAGUAUUAUCCUGAUACUAAACUGUCCUCUAACUUGCUGGAUGAUAAAACCGCAAGUAACUCUUCAUCUGAGGUCUAUCUGAAUGAUAUUGGGAUGGAUCUGAGCCUGAGUGUGGGAGACUGUUAUGGGGUCUACUCUGGUUCAGAUAUGGAGAGCAGCACCUGUGAGGACUUCAGCCCAGGUGGACCCAGAAGCACAGAGCACCGGGACUCGCUCAGUGAGGGGCUGGGUGUGGGCACAGACUCCUCAGUGUUGAGCCCAAACUGUGACAGUGCCACAGAGGGACCUGACCCCUUUGAGAGCUCCUCAGAUGAAGUUGACCUCACCUCUUCCCCAACACAUUCAACCGACAACUCUGCUGCAGACCUGCCCACCACAGACCCCUGCAGUGCUUCCAGCCAAGUGACAACCACACUAGAUGAAACUGAAGCUGGAGCUGAGGAUAAUGCAGAUACCCCCAAAUUAAUCAAACCUCCCUCUAAAUGCCCCAGCAGCUCUCAGACUCGGCCCCUGUCCAGCCAAGCAUCUGUCCAGCCUGACCCAGAGAUCCCAGGGGGGAGCAGGGCAUGGCCGGAGCCCAUCAAUACUAGUCCAACCCCGGCCCUCUUCGUCCAGCUGCACGGUGGAGCUGUGCGGCGGCUGGGAGAUGAGGAGAGGCCUCUUCAGAUAUUGAAUGAGUACCUCACAAAUCUGGGGUUUGAAGACCCAUGGAGGGUGCAGGGAGAGGAGAUGAAUCCAGAGAUUGGCUGCCUGAUACGUUUCUACUUUGGCAAGCCUCGGAGUGUGGGUGGUUCUGAGCGCGUGCAGCUCUCUGGCGUGUUCAACGUGCGGAAGGGAAAGCUGGCGCUGCCGGUGAACCGCUGGUCGAAGCGUCAGGUCACUCUGAGUGGAACCUGCCUCAUUGUCUCAUCUGUCAAACACGCACACACCGGCAAGAUGCACAUCCUCCCUCUCAUCGGAGGAAAGGUAGAGGAAGUGAGGAGACACAACCACUGUCUGGCUUUCAGCUCAGGCGGUCCUCAGAGUCAAACCUACUACAUCAGCUACGAGUCGUAUACAGAGCACCUGCGCUGGCACAGGACAGCCUCAAAGAUUGCGUCCCAGAGGGUGAACUCAGUUGACCUGUCCUGCUGCAGCCUGGAAGAGCUGCCUGCUCAGCUCUUUUACAGCCAGGACCUCACACACCUCAAUCUCAAAAACAACUUCAUGUCGCUGCACAAAGGUGUUCCAGCACUGACCAGGUUUUGUAAACUGAGAAGCCUCAGUCUGUCAAAUAACGCUCUGUCAGACUUUCCUCUGGCCUUGUGUGACAUCACCUCGCUUACGGAGCUAAACUUGUCUGGAAACCGUCUCUCCUCUCUGCCCGCAGAAGUAGGAACCAUGCACAACCUGCAGACUCUUCUCCUUGAUGGAAACUUUCUGAGCUCUCUGCCUGUGGAGCUGGGCUCUCUGGAGGCCCUGACCUACCUCGGCUUGUCCUUCAACUGUUUCAGCUGCGUUCCCCCCGUCCUGGAGAAGCUCAGAGGCUUGGAGAGACUCUGCCUGGCAGGGAACCAACUCUCUGUCCUGGAUAUGGCCGGACUGCAGUGGCUGCCUGCUCGCCACAUAGAUCUCAGGCUGAACCGGCUUCAAAACGUGACAGCAGGAGACUCAGUGCAGCUGGUCCACAUAGUCCAGCUGGAUCUAAGGGACACAGGGUUACAGGAGCUGGAUGUCAGGCCUCUCUGCAAGCUGGAACUCCUCCGCUGUGACAGAAAUGCUAUCUCCCUCCUCAGGGUCAGUGGCCACGCCCUCAAGAGCCUGCACGCUGCACACAACGAGCUGAUACUGCUGGAGGUGCAGCCGGUGCCAGAGAAUCUGUCUGUUCUGGAUUUGUCCUGGAACAAGCUGGGAUGUGUCCCUGCUUGGGUGUGCGAGAGCAGCAGACUGGAGGUGUUGGACAUCAACCAUAAUUCUGUUACGGAGCUGCCCAUACAGCUGCUGUCCAGUGGGAGCCUGAGAAAACUGCUUGCAGGUUGGAACGAAGUGUGUCGGCUGGCCGAGAGGUUAGAGCGAUCGCAGCUCGAGGUCCUGGACCUCCAACACAACCAUCUGACAGAGCUCCCACACAACCUGUUCAUCAAGGCAGAGAGCCUGCGAUACCUAAAUGUGUCAGCCAAUAAGCUGGACAACCUUCCUGCAGCCAGCCUGUCAGAGGACAGCUCCAGCAGCCUGGAGGAGCUCUAUGUGACCAAUAACAGCUUAACGGACAAGUGUGUCCCUCUGCUGACUGGACACGGCCACCUCAGGGUGCUUCACCUGGCCUAUAACCAGUUGCAGACCUUCACUGCCAGUAAACUAGCACGACUGGAGCAGCUGGAGGAGCUGGACCUGAGCGGCAACAGACUGAGAGCCGUGCCCACCACCAUCCUCAGCUGUCAGCGUAUGCACACACUCUCCGCCCACUCCAACUGCAUCAGCGCGUUCCCAGAGGUUCUCCAGCUGCCUGAGAUCAAGUGUGUCGACUUGAGCUGCAACGAGCUGACUGAGGUCACUCUGCCAGAGACGCUCCCGCCGAAGCUUCAGGAGCUCGACCUCACAGGCAACCCUCGCCUCAACCUGGAUCACAAGAGCCUGGAGCUCCUCAAUAAUAUCAAAUGUUUCAGGGUGGAUCCGUCACCUUCAGCUCCGUGUGUGAGUGAGAGCCACGGGGCCCCAGCUGUCUGGAGUCAUGGCUACACCGAGGCCUCUGGAGUCAAAAACAAGCUGUGCGUGGCUGCUCUGGCUCUGGACAGCUUCUGUGGAAUUCGUGAAGCUCUGUAUGGAGUUUUUGACGGAGACAAGAAUGUCGAGGUGCCUUACCUGCUGCAGUGCACCAUGGGAGACGUGCUAGCAGAGGAGCUUCACAGAGGCCAGAAGCAGGAGGAUUACAUGACCAACACUUUCCUCACCAUGCAAAGGAAACUGGGCACAGCAGGCCAGAGGAUGGGCGGCUCUGCAGCUUUAUGUCACAUCAGACACGACCCGGUGGCUCCCGGUGAGCACGGCGGCUGCUUCACCCUGAAGGCUGCAAACGUGGGCAGGUGCCAGGCUGUUUUGUGCCGCGACGGUAAAGCUAUGCAACUCUCCAACACACACACCGUCAAAGAGGAGCCGGAGUACCACAGGGUCCGGCAGCAUAACGCCAUCAUCACCGAGGAUAAUAAAGUGAGUGGUGUGACUGACUCCACCAGGAUCAUGGGUUAUUCCUUCCUGUGCCCGUCUGUGACCCCCAGACCGCACGUCUCCACGGUGACCCUCACCCCUCAGGACGAGUUCUUCGUCUUGGGCAGCCGGGGCUUGUGGGACAUGUUGUCCGCCAGCGAGGCGGUGGAGGCGGUCCGAAACGUACCGGACGCUCUGGCCGCCGCUAAGAAGCUGGUGACUCUGGCUCAGAGCUACGGCUGCUCCGACAGCCUCAGCGCCGUCGUCGUCCAGCUCAGCAUCACGGAGGACUGCUGCUGUUUCUGCGAGCCGCCGCCUCCCCCUCCCAGCCCCGGCCUGGGUGCACACACCAGCACUCACCCCUACUCAGGGAGCGGUGACGGCGGCAUACCGCUGCCGCCAGCCUCCUCAGGGACAGUGAGCGAGCUGAGCAGCGAGUUCAGCACGUCUGAGAUGAGCAGCGAGGUGGGAUCCACGGCGUCCUCAGAGGAACCGCCGCCUCAGACCGAGCCCCUCACGUCUCACCUCAACCUGCCGGGGCGAGCCGGCGUGCGGAGACCGGCUUGUGGAGGCGGGAGCUUCCACAGGCAGUUCUCCGGAGCUCUGUCUGACAACGGCGUGGACAGCGAGGACGAGGAGCCCAUCGCUGGCGUCUUCUCUAACGGCAGCCGCGUCGAAGUGGAGGCCGACGUCCACUGUCUGCACCGCCAAGACUGCCCCGCCUCCCAAACACACUCUCACGCCCAACCAAGCACAAACAUCCCUCCAGCUGCCGCCUCCCAUCACGAGCCGUCACCUCUCCCCUUCUCCUCGCCAUCUCCUUCCCCCGUCCCUCCCUCCUCCCCCUGCCUCAGCGGGGAGACUCAGUCAGGGACUCUGGGCCGCAGAGCUCGCGCUAACGGCUCCGUGGCCUGCCAAGGAAAGAACCAGGACCUCAUAGAGGAGGCAGCCGACGCCCCCGUCAGGAAGCAGGGGGGCUACUUCAACGCUCCUGCCCAGCCGGACCCCGAUGACCAGCUCAUCAUCCCGCCAGAGCUGGAGGAGGAGGUCCGGCAGAUCAUCCAGCAGCAGCAGCAACAGCAGCAGCAGCAGCAGCAGCAACAGCAGCAGGAACAAAUCCAAACACACAACCAGCAAGCACACAGCUACCAGAAACCUGUAGACUAUUUUGUCACGCCCCUCUAACUUCUCGCCAACGUCUGAUCCAGAUGAUGAACUGUGGAAUCAGGACCGUCAGUCUUGAUGCUCUGCACUGCAUUAAGUCGAACCGCUCCCUCCAAAAAAGAACCUCAGAGUAUUCUUAACAUGCUUCUGGACCAGACAGACUGUGUUUUGUUAUUUACUUUAUUUUCUACUCUAUGCCCCUUGAAACGCAAUGCAAUUUUUAUAACACUUUAUGUUGAUUAAAUCUUCACACGUAAUUGCUUUUUACCAUAUCUUUAAUUUGAAGAAGCACUUUGAAUGCUUUU